GGGCGGCGCUGGUUGUGUCGCGCUGUCUUGCGGUCGGGCGAGGUGGAUGCUUGUAACGGUCUGAAGCCGGAGGACGGGCUUUGUUACUGGUAUUAGCGGGUCCUCGCUGCUCGGCUACAGCAUACCGGGUGAACGGGCCCUGCUCGGCCUUCAGAUGGAUUUGCUGCUGUAAAGACUGGGAGGAAUCGGAGUUUCACUGGCUGCUGACCAGAUUACUCUGUCAAGCUUCGGUAUUCUGAGAAGAUGACUGAAGAGGUGGUGGUUGUGGCGAAGUUUGACUACGUGGCGCAGCAAGAUCAGGAGCUGGACAUCAAGAAGAACGAAAAGCUAUGGCUGCUGGAUGACUCCAAAUCUUGGUGGCGUGUUCGCAACUCUACGAACAAAACGGGCUUUGUGCCUUCAAACUAUGUCGAGAGGAAGAACAGCGCGCGCAAGGCCUCUAUCGUGAAGAACUUGAAAGACACUUUAGGUAUUGGAAAAGUAAAACGGAAACCAAAUAUGCCUGAUUCUGCAACCACAGCGGAUGAUAGUUUCCCGGAUUCUGAACGUCUGUAUGAUCUUAACUUACCAGCUUAUGUCAAAUUCACAUAUAAUGCGGAAAGGGAUGAUGAGCUUUCCUUGGUGAAAGGAACCAAAGUCAUCGUUAUGGAAAAGUGCAGCGAUGGCUGGUGGCGAGGUAGUUACAAUGGAAGAAUGGGCUGGUUUCCCUCAAACUAUGUUACAGAAGAGAAUGAUAGUCCUUCGGGUGACCAGAUGGGCACGUUGUCUGAGAAACUGGCAGCAGUUGUCAAUAACCUCAACAAUGGUCGAUCGCUCCAUGUGGUCCAGGCUCUUUACCCAUUUAGUUCAUCCAACGAGGAGGAACUUAAUUUUGAGAAGGGAGAAGUGAUGGAUGUGGUCGAGAAGCCGGAAAAUGACCCAGAAUGGUGGAAGUGUCGGAAGAGUAAUGGUCUUGUGGGUUUGGUGCCUAAGAAUUACGUUACUAUAAUGCAGAACAUUCAGCCCAGUUCUGGUUUUGAGCCUUUGCCACCACGCUGUGAUUAUAUUGGGCCUUCUGCUACCGGAAGGUUCGCUGGCAAUAAAUGGUAUUACGGAAAAGUCACACGACAUCAAGCAGAGAUGGCGCUAAAUGAACGUGGACUUGAGGGAGACUUUCUCAUCAGAGACAGUGAAUCUUCACCAAACGACUUUUCCGUGUCAUUGAAAGCCCAAGGAAAAAACAAGCAUUUCAAAGUGCAGAUGAAAGACAAUGUGUACUGUAUUGGCCAACGCAAAUUUGCCACCAUGGAGGAGUUGGUAGAACAUUACAAAAAGGCCCCUAUUUUUACGAGUGAACAGGGAGAGAAACUCUAUCUAAUCAAGCCAUUGUCUUGAGGAUGCUGCAUGGAAAUAGAGGGAAGGAUUUCCAGGAUUGGUGCAUUCGCUGAAAGACUGAAGAUGAAGGCUGGAACUCACCAAACCAACCAAAGGCAUUUUGGCCCAGUAGCUGUCAGCACCACCUUUAUCACUAUUAGCUCUACCCUGAGAUUCCCCUUUUUUUAGAAUUUGAGUAUAUGUUUUAUUUGCCAUCACACCCUCUGUAUUUUCUCCAACCCCCCCCCCUUUUUUCUACAUUAUGCCUUACUAUUGCAACAUAUCAGAUUUGGUGUAGAUUUGUGUAACCGUCUGUAAGCUGUUGUGUCCUAAGCAAUGUGACUGUGGGGUUCGCCAAGAAAAGAUCCUGUCUGAUAUAUCGCAUCUACAUGCUGCUUUUUGGUGUAGGCGGGUUUCUUCCAAAAAAAUGUUUUUAACGUUAUUCACUCCAUGCUAUGAACUGAGUUUUAGAAGCGUUGGCCUGGAUUGAAUGCCGUUUCCACUGUGGAUAUGCCUUUGUCUCUGUCCCACUUCCCUGUACAAUACUUCUGGACUGGUACAGCACCUUUUCUUGUCAGCAGUAAAGUGGGGUGUUUCCUAAAUGUUAUAUUUCUUGUUAUUAUUCAAGACAUUUCAUAUUUAUUUGUUACAUUUCAAGUUAACUGUUGAGUAAGCUCUUAAAAUGUUGACAUACAGGUCAUUUACCUAGCGGAAAUUUAUCGCUUAAAAUUGUUCUUUAAAGGGCAGACAUAAUAAAUGUGCAGGAAUACA
Spea bombifrons (plains spadefoot toad) is the source of this 2124-nucleotide messenger RNA. RefSeq names its product NCK adaptor protein 1 (gene NCK1). The coding region runs from base 244 to 1374 and encodes 376 amino acids. Gene Ontology annotation, molecular function: ephrin receptor binding. The transcript is spliced from 5 exons. Lineage: Eukaryota; Metazoa; Chordata; Amphibia; Anura; Pelobatidae. The record is from RefSeq and is a predicted model, not a curated record. Gene Ontology annotation, biological process: negative regulation of endoplasmic reticulum stress-induced eIF2 alpha phosphorylation; positive regulation of endoplasmic reticulum stress-induced intrinsic apoptotic signaling pathway; negative regulation of PERK-mediated unfolded protein response.